This is a messenger RNA of Cucurbita moschata (crookneck pumpkin), 1239 nucleotides long. RefSeq names its product CRIB domain-containing protein RIC7-like. The record is from RefSeq and is a predicted model, not a curated record. The coding region runs from base 310 to 933 and encodes 207 amino acids. NCBI's taxonomy places the organism in Eukaryota, Viridiplantae, Streptophyta, Magnoliopsida, Cucurbitales, Cucurbitaceae. The transcript has 6 exons.
CCCGCCCCAACCGCUGUUCCCGCGCUUUCACAAAACAGCCAUUGAAAACCUGCACUAAGAUUAGCUCAUCAAUCUGCCCUCUCCAUUCGAAUUUCUAUUCCUCCUUCUCUGUAAAUUCAUCCUAAAUUCAUUCUUCUCUCAAGCAACCAGGUUUUGAUUGACUGGACUCCGGCUCCGAUUCCCUCCCCCUUUUCCUCACCGGUCCCUGUCGAUCAAAACCUGCCGAUUUCCCCCAUUUUCACUUACUUGUAGCUUUCAGAUUCUUUCGACGAAGGUGUAGGAUUAUCGAUUAUCGUGCUAAUUGGAACAAUGGGCACCUCUGUCAAGGGCAACUCUGUAAAGGGCCUCUUAAAAGGACUAAGAUACAUUUCACAGAUUUUCGAUGAAAAGGAACAGGAAAUGCAGAUUGGGCUUCCCACUGACGUUAAGCAUGUUGCUCAUAUUGGAUGGGAUGGUCCAUCUGGUAAUCAAAAUAAUCCUGGCUGGAUGAACGAGUUCAAAUCCUCGCCACAAGACUCGGGGGAUUUGGUGAAUACUAGUGGGGAACUCCCCAUCAAAGAGUCUGGAGAGAUAGAUGUGCAAAAGGCAAAUCGAUCUCGAAAGUCGAAAUCGCAAACAUCAUCAGACACAUCUUUAGACUCUUCUUCUGCUCGGCGACACUCUGAGAAAGGUUCUAGGCGACAACGCUCAUCCUGCCCUUCAGGCGAAUCUGCUGCAGAAGGUAGUAAUCGAAGCUCACGACGUCAUCGUAGUUCGAAUCAAGGGGGUUCAUCAAGCUCAGAAAAUCCUGCCCCAAAACACUCACAUCGGAGGAAAUCUAAGGGGUCAUCUGACGGGGGUGAAUCAACAAAAUCCUCUAGAUCAAGGGAGAAUAACUCUUUAACAGACAUACCAACCCCAGCGUUGGAAGCAGUUGAUGAAGAACAGGGGUGAGCAGAAAUUCCAGACAAGGAACUAAACGGCAUUCUAGUCGAGCUGGGUGCUCCAGAUGGAUUCUCCUUGCCCGUAUAUGAACAUAAUUUUGUUGCCUUGGAGAUGAUAUGAAUCAUAUGACUUUAGCUUCAGUCAUCAGUUAUAAUUUUAUCACCAACAAAGUUGUCUGUGUAAACAUGUAACCAACAGUCAUUCUUCAAACGAUGACCCACACAUAAUCUGAAGCUUGAAUUUAUAUAUUCAGCGCCCCUUUUCAAUGCAGUGGUAUGAUCCUCAUAAAUCACUGAUUGACAGAACCAUUGUAGU